AUAAUACGAUGCCAUAUUAUAAAAGCGUUUCAAAAUGCAUCAUGGGGCUGCGAGACAAAGUGGCGUUAGUACAUACUGCGUUAUGUAUUCUAUUUAUCUCGCAAGCGUUCUGUAUGCCAAAAACAAAGAAAAACAUAAAAGGAAUAAACAAAUACUGCAACACACAGAAUCGAAUAAAACAAGAGAAGGCAAAUAUAGAAAAUAGCAUAGAUUCGUUAUUUAAAAAAUAUAAUUUUCCAGUAACAGAAUUUGCUACAGGUUUUGAACCUAGCAAUAAUUAUGACUUUCAUGACUUUAAUCACAAUGCGCUAAAUGAGGCUGUGAGCAACAACAAUGCAUUCCAUAAGUUCACAAACAAAAAUGCGAGAAAAAUUGCAAAUAAAGCAAAGAAGGCACAGAUGAAUCUUCAUAGAAAACUUGAUAAUACUUUAGAAGCUACACCGCUAUUCGCACCAUCCUCAAAUUGCGGAAAUUGUCCUUAUUUCCCGGAAGUUGAGUAUCCUAUGACAGCAACAGACAUAUGGAAACCGACUUACUGGGGGGAUUUCUUCGAAACAGCCGGUAACAUCGGUAAUAAUGGGUACGAAAUUUGCAAGCCAUGCGAGAUAGACAAAAAUAAAUAUAAAAGUAACUUCAAAAUUAUCAAGGUUCCAGAGAAACCAAAACCUACACAACCAGUUAAAAACUAUACUUACGAGGAAGUGUGCCCAAUUACAAUCCACGCCCAGACAACGUUAGCACCUUACUUUAAUAAUUUCAUAGUAAAAGAGGCUACGGGAAUAAAACCUGCGGACGAAGAUGUCACACCGAACAUAUCUUCAGUGCCAAUUCACAACAAGAGCGCGGAGAACAGUGAUUCAAGUGAACAACAUAACAGUGAUUCAAAUGAGCAAUCUAAUAUUGAUUUAGUGAUACCAAACACAGACAAUUCUUUUAAUGACUCAAGCCAUGAACCUGAAAAGUCCAUUUGUGUUGAAAAUGCAAACGAUACAUCAACCCAGGAAAAACCAGCACAGGAUACUUCUGAAAGUAAAGAAAACAUUGAACUCGACGAAGAAUUUACUACUGACGAGCCAGAAUACGCAUUCGCAUUGAGUACACCCCUGCCCUUCAGCACUGUUGAAACAUGGAAGGAAACUCAAGUCAUUGAUCCAUACAAGUCCUUGGCAUAUCCAGAUGAGUUGGACGAUUACUUCAUCGCUGUUAAGGGUUAAGGUAGGCAGUUGAUUAAAAUUGUAACUUGAGUGGUUUAAGUUUAUUAGAAGAGGUUUUGAGUCUGUUUGGCGUAUUGAAAUCUAAGAGAGUAUAAUACUAUAGUCAAGACAAUUUAAGGUGGCACCAACGGUCAUUGAACUUUAUGGUC
Molecule: messenger RNA, 1363 nt
Organism: Aricia agestis (brown argus)
Lineage: Eukaryota; Metazoa; Arthropoda; Insecta; Lepidoptera; Lycaenidae
Exons: 2
Coding region: 9-1214 (401 amino acids)
Source: RefSeq, a predicted model, not a curated record